Molecule: messenger RNA, 3225 nt
Organism: Fundulus heteroclitus (mummichog)
Lineage: Eukaryota; Metazoa; Chordata; Actinopteri; Cyprinodontiformes; Fundulidae
Gene: ankrd33bb
Product: ankyrin repeat domain 33Bb
Exons: 5
Coding region: 158-1741 (527 amino acids)
Molecular function (GO): protein binding
Source: RefSeq, a predicted model, not a curated record
UUAGAAAUUAAGUCCUGAGUGGGAUCUCACGUUUGGUGGAUAGAACGACAAACUAUGACGCUGCGGACUGCUGGAAGUAAACUCUGGGUUCUAUAAACAAUUUUUUUGGCACCCCACAGGAAUUCCAAAAGGUAAGUGGGGCCAGGGGACGCUUUAAAUGGUGUUAAUAACAGAGGAACAAGGAAAAGAGUCAAAGCUUAGAGAGAAUGGGUUUGCCGGCGGAGUUGGACUUGGCAACCGUAGAGCGACCACCUUGGCAGUGGAAACACCCACCAUGUCCGUCUGCGAGGUCGAUGAAGACGGAGUUGAGAGCGAGGUCUCGGGAGAGGACACCAAUGAACAGAUGGAAGCUGAUUACACCCGCAACUACUGGGAGGAUGAGGACGACAUUUAUCAGGAAUUUGAGGAGCUGGACUUCGAUGCCCUACCGGAUCGCUUGGAUACCCAGAGCAUCACCUCAGACGACUCCUUCUAUCCCCUCGACGACUCAGUAAUCUCCCAGUUGAACCGCUCCCUCUACCGCCCUGAAACCCCCGAGCCCAUCUCCUUCUUUAAGGCCUGCUGCAACAACAAUGCCAUCAUAGUAAAGAUUAUGAUCAGACAAGGAGUGACUGAAGAAGAGGUAAAAGAGACCGACCGGAACAGAAGAUCCGGGCUCAUUGCGGCGUGCUAUCAUGGCUAUGUGGAUGUGGUCAUGGCUCUCUCUCAGUGUCCUUUCCUGGACGUGAACUGGCAGGACAACGAGGGCAACACCGCCCUUAUCAUUGCAGCUCAAGCAGGUCAUGCAUUUAUCUCCAACUACCUGCUGAACUACUUCCCAGGUUUGGAUAUUGAGAGGAGGAACUGUCAUGGUUUCACAGCUUUGAUGAAGGCAGCAAUGCAAGGCAGGCUCGAGUGUGUCAGAGCCCUCAUGCUAGCAGGAAGUGAUAUCCAGGCUCGGGACUAUGGACGGCAAAUGACCCCCAGGGAGUGGGCUCUCUUCACUGGUCGAUACGAGACGGCUGCCCUGAUGCUUCAGCUUGUAUCUAAGCCCUGUGCUGAGCAGUUCUGUGACUCCUUCUCCCUAGAGUGGCCAUUGUUAGAGGAGCUCGUUUUUAAGGCCCAAAACCCACAGACGCUUUGUCAACGCGUGACGAAAAUCCUCUCUUGCUGCCCGUACAAGUUCUACUUCAACAACAAAGUAAACCCUGCGAAUGAUGGCGUCCUGGAACACAUGGUGAGAGUGACCACAGCCAUCUCUAGUCCCUUCAUGGCCACGGCGUGCCACACGGUAUGCCCGGGCAGCCCGCCGUGCAUUGGCAAGCGGCGGCACGCCGUGCAGGAGAUCCUGAGGAGGCAACGGGUAGCAGAGCUCAAACGCCUCGGCCCCGACAGGCUGAACAACUAUAAAAAGCUCUUCCAGAACUCCAGGGUACUCCUCAUUACCAAAGCGAGGGAUCGGCGGGCAAGCCUGCAACCUCAAGUGCUCAGUGACAUGGCGUCCGCGUCGUCGGUGGCCUUCAGACGAGCCAGUCUCCUGCCACUCAACAUGCUGAGGAGAAGUAGCGUGCGGCCGGGCAUUGUGGUGCCAAAGGUCAGGCUCUGCAAGGCUCCCCCUCCAACCUUCAUGCCAGAAAACCCAAGCAGAGGCAGCGACGACAAACAGCUUCAGAUCCCCAAAUGGGAUUACAGGAUGAAGAAAAUAGAGAGGAGGCAGGAGGAGGAGCGGCAACGGAUGCUGGCUCUUCUAAGAAGGAGGUGAAGGGCAGAAAGAAUAAGUCACAGCAGGACAUGGCUUUCUGCAGCGUCCAGAUACAGCUUGAAGGUGUCAUGUGGCAAAGCAGUCGCAAAGCACAGCGUCGUAGCCUUAGCGAAUCUGAACCUUUAAUGUGAAUAUAACUGCGAGUUGUUGUUUCUGCUUGUUUAGAUUGUUGAUGCUGAUGGCCUUGUUGCCUUGUUUCUACUUGAAUUUGCACUCUUCCCAUGAGCGGUGUAAUUUAUUAUGCUAAAUCGUAGAUAAGGGAGCAAAAGAGGGAAAAGGUAACCAUGUAACUUGAAUGAAAUGUUACAGUAUCGGGUAAUGUUCAACAGAUCAGACAACUUUCCACGCAUCUAAAGGUACGCUGUAAUACAAACAAGCUACAAAACAUUCUUUUUUUUUACAUAGCCAGCCCUUGUGAAGUUCUGUACAAGGUAUCAUGCUUAAAAGGAGUUAUUUAGGUCGCAAACAUUUCCUUUUAAAAUAGUAGACAUUAAAAAUAAAGGAUUAAAAUGACUGAUCAAAAAGGCAAAGAUGUAACGAAGGUACUUAGCAGAAAGUGUAAUUAGGUAGAAUAUAACAGUUUUUACCUAUGUAUGGAUACAAAGGUGGAAUGGGCCCAGAAUAAGGCAAUUCAUUUACAACCUGCCAGACCGAUAAAGGAUGGGGAGAAUUUCAACACAACCAAAUGAAGGGAAGAAAGACGGUCCUACGGAGCACACAGCAGGACGUCAGAACAAGACAAAAGGUCCUUCUUCACUGCUGCAGAGUAAGGACGAAAAGCAGUUAAGCAGCGUUUCAGAGUGGAGUUGAAGAGCUAGCUCAGAGGCUUUAUUAGGGCUUUGUGAAGAAGCUGAAAAGCAGAGCCAAAAAUAAACAGCUUAGUUCUUCACUCUGACAUGCUGACUUUUAAAGUUAUCACGGGAUAGUUCUGCCAAAUGAAGGGUGUCAUUAGCUAGGGGGGAAACAAGCAAAAUGGGGGUUUAACACAAUAUAAGUGUCAGUAAAAAAAAAAAUAGACAUGAGAGAAAAAACAUGAUAGUUCCAGAAUUCUUAAUUUUUUUAGGUGUCUGCUAUAAUCACCAAAAUUUUUUAUUGUUUUUUUUCUGUUUUUAAAUAGAUAGCAUCAAAGCUAACAAUGCAGUUUAUACCAGUCAUGCUACAUAACUUAGCACUAGCACUUGAAAGUCACUUUUGCUAAUUUUUAGUUUUGAUCUAAAACACGUAGAAGAAACGGCUAAGUAUAGCUUUGAUAUUGCUGGCGGUUAAAUGUUACAUUCAUCUGUGGAAAACUACGGUACAAAAUCAAAUCAAAAAUGUUUUACUAGACCUGAACACUUACUCAGUUUGCCAGUUAUUUUACAUGAUAAGAAUGGAAGGAUUAUCUUUUUAACAAGUUGUGAAAAAUGACCUCAGUUGAGGUGGCUCGGGCAUCUGGUCAGGAUGCCUCCUGGACGCCUCCCUGGUGAGGUGCUCCGGGCACGUCC